Messenger RNA from Pseudoliparis swirei, 1247 nucleotides. RefSeq lists its product as uncharacterized. NCBI's taxonomy places the organism in Eukaryota, Metazoa, Chordata, Actinopteri, Perciformes, Liparidae. The transcript is spliced from 6 exons. The coding region runs from base 1 to 564 and encodes 187 amino acids. The record is from RefSeq and is a predicted model, not a curated record.
AUGGUGUUCUGUGACUGCUGGCUGUGUCAUGUGUGUGUUUCCCCACAGAGCUCCGCCCCUCUCCUCGACACCAGCGCCCAGAGGUCCAGGGCGGAUCUGGGGAAGAGGAGGACCCGAACGCGUCCGCCCCGCUCGCUCCGUGGAGGCGUGGCUCUGGUGGAGCGCUGGGAGGGGAGCGGCUCCACAGAAGGAAAGGAGGCGUCCUGGAAGCAGAGAGAGAGCGACUCCGAGGAGGAGCCCCAACCCAAGAUGGUCUGUUCUCCUCCUGCCAUGUUCCCCGGGCUGAGCCCUGCAGCCCUCAUCGCUCAAAUAAAAAGGAAAAGCAGUGGAGGAGGAACCGGACGAGGAGACAAGGCAGCAGAAGACAGGAGACGAGGAGAGAGGAGACAGAAAGAGGAAGCAACACAACUGCCCCGAUCUCCUCGCCCCGCUCACCUGGCCGGGGCCGCACGAGUGCUGCCCCCCUUAGCCGUCCAGGACGGGGGAGGGGCCGUGUCCUCUCCCGCCUGGCUGAAGGAACUGAAGUCCAGGAAGCGCCUCAGUCAGUACGACACUGAGGGAUGAGGAGACUCAGUCCAUCUCGCGUCGCCAUGACGGCUCCAUUGUCAUCGUGGAGGGCCUUUGAGGGUCUUUGAGGGCCUUCCUUUGGCCCUUCCUGUGAUCAGCAGGAGGAUGGAUACGUCGAGGCCAUGAAGAACUGUUCCUGCUGAGAGAGAAAGACGUGAUGUGUUUGUGUUGGAGGCUCAGUGGGGGGGGGAGGCCUUCUGGUGGUCUGACCGGGUCCAGCAGGACAUCUGCCUUCAACAUGUGCUCAUACAAUACUGACUCUGAAUAAUGGACUGCACCGUGUGUGUAUUUUAGUUUAAUUUGUACAAAAUGCCUUUUACAUCCUCUUUCCUGUCGCAGAUUGUCUCAAGUAAACUCUAAAGCACUUUAAGAAAUAAACAACAAAUUCCCGUCGGCCGUCAGUAAUCAGCUGGUGUGUCACACGGUCACGGGAACGUUUCCACGAGCUACACCAUGUCGCUCUUCUCUUUCCAGGUCCACAAAACUUAAAGAUGCACUUCUUGGUUUUUAUGAAAAUAGGGAACUUUGACCAGAACGGGGCCGUGUGUUUUGAUCAACCUGACCCCUGACUGCUUUAGAGUCACGUGUGCCUUUGUGAUGCUGCUGCUCAUCUAGAGCAACACACUGUGUAAUACCAGGAAAUUGAGGGAAUUGUAUUAAACCUUUUCUAUGAAAUGCAA